Messenger RNA from Colletotrichum phormii, 2365 nucleotides. RefSeq names its product ABC transporter. Gene Ontology annotation, molecular function: ATP hydrolysis activity; ATP binding. Bases 1 to 2028 code for a protein of 675 amino acids. The transcript has 2 exons. NCBI's taxonomy places the organism in Eukaryota, Fungi, Ascomycota, Sordariomycetes, Glomerellales, Glomerellaceae. Gene Ontology annotation, cellular component: mitochondrion. The record is from RefSeq and is a predicted model, not a curated record.
AUGGGAGCUUGCGCUGCGGUGAUGUGCCUGGAGCUCUACGGCUCCCCAGUCGUGCCGGGCAAGAUUGCCAACGGCUCCUUCUACCGGCGGCACCCCAACACGCACACAACGCACCCGAACCCGCCCCUCUUCACCGACCUGAACCUCGAGCUGCCCUCCUCCACCGCCACCAGCGAAAACAAGAGCCACUGGUGCAUCGUCGGCCCCUCGCUCUCGGGCAAGACGACGCUGCUACAGGUCCUCCGCGGCCAGCACCUCGCGAUCCCGCCCACGACGCGAACGUAUCCUUACCUCUCCACCGAGAACGUCCCGCCGCGGCUGCGGAGUGCGAAUAGGGCGAUUCAGUACGUCGGCUUCGACGGCGACGGUGGGUUGGGCGGCGGGCAUACCACGAGCGCGUACCUCGCCGCGCGGUACGAGUCGAGGAGGGAGAAUACAGAUUUUUCGCUGCGGAAUUAUUUACUCGGCAACACGGAGCUGAAUCCGCUGGAUACCCUCCCCGGAGAAGAGAACCUGAUGCCAUGGGAGCUCAUGGAGAGGGUUGUCAAGGAUCUGAGGCUCGAGCCGCUGCUGGAUUUACCCGUCGCGUUCCUGAGUAACGGGCAGGGACGGCGCGCGCGCAUCGCGAGGGCGCUGUUGGCGACGCCGGAGGUGCUGUUGCUGGAUGAGCCGUUUAUGGGGCUUGAUCCGCCGACGGUGGCCGGGUUGAGUCCCGUGUUGGAGGGGAUCGCGGAGCGGGCGAGUCCGAGGCUGGUGUUGAGUGCUAGGCCGCAGGAUCCGGUGCCGGAGUGGAUUACGCAUUUGGUGUAUCUGCGCGGGGAUUGUCAGGUUGGGUCGAUGGGGCCGAAGGAGGAGGUGUUGGAGGGGUUGAGGACGUAUGUUAGGGGGGUGUGGAAGGGUGGGUUGAAGGAGGAUGAGAAGUUGCCUGUGCAUUCGCUUGUGGAGAUGGGGAGGGUGUUGACGGCGAGGGGGGUUGAGGGGGAUGGGCUCUUGUCGGCGAAGGAGAAGGAUUUGCACGCUGUUGAGUCUGGUUCUCCUGCCGAGGCGUUAUCGACUACGGGGGAGGCGGCUGUGGGUGAGCCGUUGAUUGAGAUGGAUGGAUGUCAGGUGCGGUACGGAAGCAAGAUUGCGCUGGGCAACUGGUCUCAGGAUACGCCGUCCGGGCCCAAGGACGGGUUGAUCUGGACUGUCCGCAGAGGAGAGCGAUGGGGCGUGUUCGGUCCGAACGGGUCGGGCAAGACGACCGUCGUGUCUCUCUUGUGCUCCGAUCACCCGCAGACGUACUCUCUCCCCAUCAAGCUGUUUGGCCGAAGCAGAAUCCCCGAGCCCGGGUCUGGGCAGCGACCUCUUACGUUUUGGGACAUACAGUCACGGAUUGGACACUCGAGUCCCGAAGUUCAUCAGCAUAUGCCCCGCGGCCUGACUGUUCGGCAGGUGUUGGAGAAUGCGUGGGCGGAUACGUUCAAGGGCAUUCCUGUUCUCGACGGAGAGACACGGGGAAAGGUCGAGGCGACGUUGCAGUGGUUCGCGCCGGAGCUGAAUCCGGGAUACCAAAAGGCCUCCUCUUCUGUCACGGGUGAUGGCGAGGGUGAUGGCGAGGGUGACCUCUCUUGGUCAGAUAACUACCUCUUUGGCGGCCUCUCCUUCAGCGCCCAGCGCAUCGCCUUACUUCUGCGCGCGGUGAUCAAGAAUGCCGACGUGGUGGUACUUGAUGAGGCCUUCAGUGGUAUGGAUGAUGCUGUUAGGGACAAGUGUAUGCUUUUCCUCGCCAGAGGAGAAGAGAAGGCGUACAGCGGGGAGAAGAUCGUAGACAGCGAGCUUGCCAAGGCGGGCCGGGUGCGGGUGAAGGGUUUGAGUGAGGAGCAGUCGUUGAUCUGUAUCAGUCACAUCAAGGAGGAGGUGCCGGAUUGCGUGCGGGAGUGGAUCUGUUUGCCCGAGGCUAAUGAGGGGUUGCCGGCGCGGUUUGGGCGGUUUGAUGGGCCAUUGAGGACGGAUGAGAAGCGGUGGAGGGCUCUUUGGGGGGUGUGAAAAGAAUACUGUGUACGGAUAGAUGGGAGAGUAAGGUUUUUGGUGGAUAUAGAAGUAGGUGAUUGUUUACCCCAGAGGUGAGCUGCACAUCAUCAUAUUGUGCCCAUGGGUACGGACACAUGGGAGAGUUGACACAUUUGGCGGAGUGAUGAGGUGCAUAUGGUGCAAGGUACACACCUCAGGUGAGUGACGAAACUGUUUGGUUCCCACCUACCUCGAGGUAUCCAUAGGUUAGGUACCACGGUACUCCGUACCUGAGGUAAUCAAUCCCUUUCGGGCGACGGGCUCAGGAACGGUCAGCGGGCCCCGGGGGCGCUAAGAAGCCGCUAACCGCUAC